Molecule: messenger RNA, 2284 nt
Organism: Drosophila sulfurigaster albostrigata
Lineage: Eukaryota; Metazoa; Arthropoda; Insecta; Diptera; Drosophilidae
Gene: hpo
Product: serine/threonine-protein kinase hippo
Exons: 2
Coding region: 248-2284 (678 amino acids)
Biological process (GO): intracellular signal transduction; regulation of MAPK cascade; protein tetramerization
Cellular component (GO): cytoplasm
Molecular function (GO): protein serine/threonine kinase activity; ATP binding
Source: RefSeq, a predicted model, not a curated record
GUUGAAUUUGCGGUCACGCUGCUGUUCUUCUGGCGAGCGAAUAAAGAACAAAUGUGUGUGAAAAAAUGUCGAUUUAAAUUGGCAAUUAAUUAUCGUAGCACACGUAUCAUCCGUGUUAAUUGAAGGCUACAACAAUACGCGACGUGCAAACAUAUUGUACAGGACUCAACCGAACGCAUAUGCAACAAAGCCGCCAAAGUCUAAAAUAACAAGUUGAACCACAACAGACUGCAAUAGCAAUAGCAACAUGUCUUCCAAUUCAAAUGGCAAUGGCGAGCUCAAGAAAUUGUCGGAGGAGUCGCUGCUGCAACCGCCGGAAAAGGUGUUUGACAUCAUGUACAAACUCGGUGAAGGCAGCUACGGCUCCGUCUACAAGGCACUACACAAGGAAAGCAGCUCCAUUGUGGCCAUCAAAUUGGUGCCGGUCGAAUCUGAUCUGCACGAGAUUAUAAAGGAGAUAUCGAUUAUGCAACAGUGCGAUUCACCCUAUGUAGUUCGCUACUAUGGCUCCUACUUUAAACAGUAUGAUUUAUGGAUCUGCAUGGAAUACUGCGGUGCCGGCAGCGUUUCCGAUAUUAUGCGGCUGCGCAAAAAGACGUUGACCGAGGACGAGAUAGCUACCAUUCUAUCGGACACGCUCAAGGGUCUAGUGUAUUUACAUCUGCGCCGCAAGAUCCAUCGCGACAUUAAAGCGGCCAACAUACUGCUCAAUACCGAAGGCUAUGCCAAGCUGGCGGAUUUCGGAGUCGCCGGCCAGUUGACGGACACGAUGGCCAAGCGGAACACAGUGAUUGGGACGCCCUUCUGGAUGGCGCCCGAGGUCAUUGAGGAGAUUGGCUACGAUUGUGUGGCCGACAUCUGGUCACUAGGCAUCACAGCACUAGAAAUGGCCGAGGGCAAGCCCCCGUACGGCGAUAUACAUCCAAUGCGUGCUAUUUUUAUGAUACCACAGAAGCCGCCGCCGUCGUUUCGUGAGCCGGAUCGCUGGAGCACCGAGUUCAUAGACUUUGUGAGCAAGUGCCUGGUAAAGGACCCGGAUGAGCGUGCCACAGCUACCGAGCUGCUAGAACAUGAAUUCAUACGCAAUGCCAAGCAUCGCAGCAUACUCAAAACCAUGCUGGAGGAGACGUGUGCCAUACGGGAGCAACAGCGCGCCAAUCGGGCAGCAGGAGUUACCAUGAGCCAGGCCAAAAGUCUGGCCACCCAGGAAUCUGGGUUAAUACUGCAGGAGGAGGAGACCGAAUUCAAUUCGGGCACGGUGAAAACAUUCAUCGAUGAUCCCGGCACAUUAGUGCCAGAGAAGUUCAAUGAAUAUCAACAGACAUCGGCGUCAGAUGCCACCAUGAUUGCCCAUCCCGAGCAGGAGAUGGACGAAGGCACUUUGGGCCCAGGUGGCAUACGUGGCGGCUUGGCCAAGGCAGCAGCGAAGGCAGCAACAGCAGCCGCACCCGGUGGCAGCGGCACUUCUGCAGCGGAUGUGGCAGCAGUGGAUAGCGGCACAAUGGUUGAAUUGGAGUCGAAUCUGGGCACCAUGGUUAUCAACUCGGAUUCGGAUGAUUCCACGACUGCUAAAAGAAAUGAUGAUCAGAAGCCGCGUUAUCGCUAUCGUCCACAGUUCCUCGAUCACUUUGAGCGCAAAAAUGCUGGCGAUGCCCGCGCUGAUGACAAGUCAGCGACCACGCCUACUGAGUAUUCGCCUGCAGCAGUUGAGCAACAACUACAACAGCAACAGCAGCAGCAACAACAGCAGCAAGAGCAGCUACACAUGGCAAGCGGGGCAAACGAUGCCAACAAUUGGGAGCACAAUAUGGAAAUGCAAUUCCAGCAAAUCUCACAAAUCAAUCAGUAUGGCUUGCAACAGCAUCAACAACAACAGCAGCAGCAACAGCACUUGCUCAUGGCUUAUCCGCUGAUGAACGAGCAGCUGAUUGCGCUUAACAAUCAGCAGAAUUUACUGCGCAACAAUGUAACGCCACAGCAGCAACAACAGGCAGCUGUUGGUGCAUCAGCAGCGGCUGGAGUUGUGGCACAACCGCCGCCCGCAUAUCAGCAUCAACAUUUGCACACACAAUCGCAUGCGUAUGUAGAGGGAGAGUUUGAGUUUCUCAAGUUUCUUACCUUUGACGAUCUGAACCAAAGGCUGAGCAACAUCGAUCACGAAAUGGAGCUGGAGAUUGAGCAGCUGAAUAAGAAAUAUAAUGCCAAACGACAGCCCAUUGUCGAUGCAAUGAAUGCGAAACGCAAGCGCCAACAGAAUAUCAAUAAUAAUCUGAUUAAGAUAUAG